This is a messenger RNA of Opisthorchis viverrini, 1962 nucleotides long. RefSeq lists its product as hypothetical. NCBI's taxonomy places the organism in Eukaryota, Metazoa, Platyhelminthes, Trematoda, Opisthorchiida, Opisthorchiidae. The transcript is spliced from 4 exons. The coding region runs from base 1 to 1641 and encodes 546 amino acids. The record is from RefSeq and is a predicted model, not a curated record.
AUGACCUCAAAAAUAGAAGAAUUCGAGACACAGGCUGAGGAAAAGCCUCAAGAGAAUGGAAUGGUUGAAGAACAAUAUGUGACAAUUGCUCCCUCACCGCUACCGCGCAUGAAGCAAUACAUGGCGAAGAAGAUUCAUAAACAGUCGACGGUAAUCUCUCGGUCGCUGAAACUAGAUCACAGGCCGGAUCGAGCACUAGAUAGUUUCCAAAUAAUUGGAGCGCUAGAAAGUUUGUUUAUUGGAGUUUACAAUACCAGCAUUGCCAGGCGAUCAUUGGAUCCGUCAGCUCAACAACGAAUGUGCACAAUCCCACCGCUCUCCUAUUUCGAAACAGUAUACAGUGACCCUUUAACGAAACCCAAAGCAGCAGAAUCGACAGACGUAAAAGGGCCAUAUGUCAGGGGCCGGUCCAAUGAGUCAGGAUCACCCUCAAGUGCUGAGGAAUCUGAUGUUUUAUUGAACGAAGCUGGCCCAUACGACCGCUACAAAUUUAUCAAGGGUGCCGUCGUUCGGUCCAAUCGUAUGCGGCUUCUAACCUACUUGUUAUUUUUGGUUCGCGAUGAAAUUAAGACUCUGUCGGAUCACGUUCAUGGGAAUUUGUACCGAUUGGCUUUAUUGUUACACCCUGUGGUCAAACACACGCAGAGCAAACCAUUGGGAUUACGAGAACAAGGCGAGUCGCAGAAAAAUGCCAUUCGUACAGAUGAAAAUGAACAGGGGGGUAGAACGACUGAAAACCCGAGUGAAAUAUUUGAUCAGCCCAAAACCCACAGCCACAAAAAUAGUGAAGAAGAUGAUGAUGAGCUCAGCGAUAAGGAACCAUUGAGAGUGGAUAAAAUGGAGAAGCUGAAGCACAACAUUUUGCGCAGCUCCACAGAGAAAGACCGGUCUUCGACUCGUUCUGCGGGAACCGAUGGUACUCAUUGCCCUCGACUACAAGGACUUCAACCGGAAUUCCUCACAGAAUUACUUCACUGCAUCCAACGAAUUAAUCGGCCUGAUAUGGUACAGUUGCACUCUUCGGCUCUUGAUGCUCUAGAAGCCAGGGCUAAUUAUGAACUCUGGACCGCACCGCUUCUGAUGAUUGACGCAAUGCGUGAUUUACCAAACCGUAUUGUUGCGACUUCAGUCAGGCUUAUGUCUGACGUUUUUGUCCAAACAACCUGCCAACAAUUAUCCGGUGCGGAUAAAAACCAGCAAACUACUCCAACUGCUGAACUAAAUCCACAACAGCUCAGUCUAGCCAGCGCUUACUGUGGUUUGUGGUCUGACCUUGUGGAGAAACGGGAGCUGACCAGGUCCAAUAUUGCACUUUCGCCCAAGAACAUGAGACAGUUGGAUAUGGUCCGUUUAGCCCAAAACAAAUUCAUGCGUUCUAUCGUGACGAACGCGAAUUUCCGAACACAUAAACCACCAGAUGAUAUCACUAUCACUCAAGACCAAUAUCGACGUAGUUCUGGGCCGCCAACACAGCAAACUGAUCAAAACAAAUUGUCGCUUAUCCGAGAUAUCGAACAAUGGGAAGGGAAGAUCGAGGAUUUGGUUAUAGAGGAGAAGCGUUCUUUUGCAUCUCCGAAAAGUUGGCUGAGGAAAUUUGGAAAUGCUGGUCAGAAAUUACCAAAGAGUGGGAAACCUUCGUGACAUCUUACGGACUAGCCAGUGAUAUGGCUUGCACUUUAACCAAUAUCAGAGAGGUGACUUGGUGUCGCUUUUGCCUGUUCCAUCGGCACAAAGCCUCUCGAAUUUGUUGCAACAGCAGUUAAUACAAAUAUGUGACCGCCAUGUUUUAGAGGACUAUGUCUUGAAAUUUGGCCCAUCUAUUUACCAGCCCACCCUUAUGGGAUUACCUUCGUUUUCAGUGCUUUAAGAUUUCGCCAACUCAAUGCGAUCCGUGCACUUUACUAUUUUUUACUUGCCGCGUUAUCUAAAAGACUACCUUAUCAGAGAGAAGUUAGUAUUUUC